Messenger RNA from Cherax quadricarinatus, 3015 nucleotides. Lineage: Eukaryota; Metazoa; Arthropoda; Malacostraca; Decapoda; Parastacidae. The record is from RefSeq and is a predicted model, not a curated record.
AUGGAGGAAAAGGAAGUAAAUGGAAAUAAAAAUGGUGCAAGUAAACUUGCAUCACUGGUGUACACACUGCAGAACAUUGACAAGUACACACUGCAGAACAUUGACAAGUACACACUGCAGAACAUUGACAAGUACACACUGCAGAACAUUGACAAGUACACAAUGCAGAACAUUGACAAGUACAUACUGCAGAACAUUGACAAGUACACACUGCAAAACAUUGACAAGUACACACUGCAGAACAUUGACAAGUACACACUGCAAAACAUUGACAAGUACACACUGCAGAACAUUGACAAGUACACACUGCAGAACAUUGACAAGUACACACUGCAGAACAUUGACAAGUACACACUGCAGAACAUUGACAAGUACACACUGCAAAACAUUGACAAGUACACACUGCAGAACAUUGACAAGUACAUACUGCAGAACAUUGACAAGUACACACUGCAAAACAUUGACAAGUACACACUGCAGAACAUUGACAAGUACACACUGCAGAACAUUGACAAGUACAUACUGCAGAACAUUGACAAGUACACACUGCAGAACAUUGACAAGUACACACUGCAGAACAUUGACAAGUACAUACUGCAGAACAAUGACAAGUACACACUGCAGAACAUUGACAAGUACAUACUGCAGAACAAUGACAAGUACACACUGCAGAACAUUGACUGUAAUAAAAACAUUGACAAGCACACACUGCAGAAUAUUGACAAGUACACACUGCAGAACAUUGACAAGUACUCACUGCAGAACAGUGACAAGAACACACUGCAGAACAUUGACAAGUACUCACUGCAGAACAGUGACAAGUACACAAUGCAGAACACAAAGUUCCUUUGUUAUAACAUUGUCAAGUACACACUGCAGAACAUUGACAAGUAUACACUGCAGAACAUUGACACGUACACACUGCAGAACAUUGACAAGUACACACUGCAGAACAUUGACAAGAACACACUGCAGAACAUUGACACGUACACACUGCAGAACAUUGUCAAGUACACACUGCAGAACAUUGACAAGAACACACUGCAGAACAUUGACAAGAACACACUGCAGAACAUUGACAAGAACACACUGCAGAACAUUGACAACUACUCACUGCAGAACAGUGACAAGUACACAAUGCAGAACGCAAAGUUCCUUUGUUAUAUAGAACAUUGUCAAAACAUUGACAAGUACACACUGCAGAACAUUGUCAAGUACACACUGCAGAACAUUGUCAAGUACACACUGCAGAACGUUGACAAGUACACACUGCAGAACAUUGACAAAGUUGUUCUUGAUGGAUCCCAGAGUGAUGUCACUGGCAGUGUACCAGAAGUUAGUGGCAGUGUACCUGAUGUUAGUGGCAGUGUACCUGAAUUUAGUGGCAGUGUACCUGAAGAUAAUGGCAGUGUACUUGAAUUCAGUGGAAGUGUACCUAAAGUUACUGGCAGUGUACCUUUGAGUGGAAGUGUACCAGAUGUUAGAGAUACGAACCUACCUGUCCCCUUCCCCACCUUUCCUCCGCUUCUCUAUGAAAACAACAACAGAGAAGAAGGAACUCAGCUCUACUUUUUAUUUGGGUUGCUGGCACCAAGGACUCGUCAAACUGUGCGCACCGUGGCCAUCGCUAUCCUCUCCGCCCUCGCCCUCGUUGCUAUCUUCCACUUGGCCAGACUUGCAUAACAUCCUGUCAGUGAGAACGUCGUCGAUGUGUCGGCGGAGAAGGGCAAGACGCAGCAACAGCAACAACAGCAGCAGGCGGCAGAAGCAGCAGCAGCAGCCUGGGGAGGACAAGAUGUGCUCAAAACAUCUGGCGGCAAGGUUUUUGUAGCACCAGCAGGUGCUGGAGAGGACUGGCGAGGAGGGAAGGAGUUCGCGAAGGCAGUAGCAGACGCUGGCGGGGUAAAUCCUGUGCAAGACAUAUGGGUCCACGGCAGGAAGGUCGCCAUUCACCCGAUCCUCAACGUUCCUGUUGAUCGAGAUUUCCUGACACAAGACGUGGAACAAAUCAGGAAGCUAAACAGAAAACAAAGUCGCCCUGCCAACUCGACGGAGGUGGAGAAGACACUGGAGUUGGUGAGACAGACUGUGGAAUCUGACCGCAAACAGAUGAGCAGCAAGUCCUUGAGACUGUGGUCUCCCGGGGAGACGCCUCUCAGGGUGUUGCUUGUGACAACCUGGCGUUCUGGCUCUACUUUCUUGGGCCAAGUCUUGGCCAACCACCCUGGCGUCUUCCACCAUUAUGAGCCCUUCAGCUCCCGCGGGGUGCGACAGGUCCGCUCUGGUCGUGACGCUUUCCAGGCUCAGCAACUGCUUCAUCGCCUCAUGGACUGUCAGUUCGCUGGCCAGGAUGAGUAUCUAAACUACACCCGUUCUCACCCCGAGGAUUUGCUGGGUGACAACAAAGUUGUGUGGGACGCUUGCCACAAUGGCCCUAACGCCAACGCCUGCUUCAAUGCCACUUUCCUCACCAAGGCGUGUCAGAUGUUUCCCAUCCAGCUUGUGAAAACAGUACGCCUGCGCCUCAACUUGACGCAGCUUUUCCUUAACGACGAGAAGAUGAACAUGAAAGUGGUGUUCUUAGUGCGUGACCCUAGAGCCACCAUGAGUUCCCGUUACAACUCGGUGUCUUGGUGCUCAGAUAAACCCGACUGCUCCUCUCCUGAAGUGCUUUGUUCUGACCUGCAAGCAGAUCUGAAAGUUGCAACAGCACUCAAGCAACUCUAUCCUCAAAGGUUCACCAUGGUAAAGUAUGAGGACUUGGCCACAGAUCCGCAGCCGCAGAUCAACAACUUGAUGAACUUCCUUGGACUGGAAUUUUCUCAGGAGAUUGCUCGUUAUGUGGAAGAGCACACAAAAGUAGACGUCAACAGCCCCUGGAGCACUAAACGCAAGUCUUCCAACAGAGUAAGAAUGUGGAAAAAACAGCUGCCUCUCCAGGAGGUUUACACUAUUCAAAAUGCGUGCGAGUCAGUGAAAUAUGAAGUUAUUGGCCAGUGAAUGUGUAGAGAGCUC